GCCGUCUCUGCGUAGUGGGGGCGGCGCAAAGCAUUUCGGGCGGCCAGACAGGCGUUUGGCUGGGACGCCUGUCACUCCCCGGAAGGUCCCUCGGUGCGGCUUCGCGCUCCUUGUCUCGCGCCGCUGCUGUUGCCCUUCCCCUCCUCCGGCGGGGGCGCGCGAGCCAAGAGGUAGAGGCAAGUAUAUUAUGGGCCUAAAAACGAUUUGGAAGAACUACAAAGUUUUGAUUGUUAUGGGACCAGGCCUUGUUCUGAUACACUGGGGGUGGUCUAGCAUCCAAUCCAAUCCUCUUUUCAAAAUGAAGAGACAAGACUUGGACCAAGAACCUGGUACUGUGACACACGUGAUGCAGCAGGACAGCAAAAAUCAAGGAAAAUAGGGGUACUGCAGUGUAUGACAGAUUAUAAUUGACUCUGAAAUCCAUAACCCCUUGUCAAAAGAAGAAAUGAAAAGAACUAGCUGGCUCAGAAAGAACUGGUUGCUUGUGGCCGGACUGUCAUUUCUAGGUGUCCAUAUUGGCACAUACCUUAUACAAAGAGUUGCAAAGAAUUCUGUUAAAUCAACCAUGGGAAUUAGACAAAAGAAUCUUGAUGAAUGAAGUAAUUUUCUGUAACAAUCAGAUACUAAUAUAUCACUGUUAUAUCUAAGUGUUAUUUGUUAAACUACGCACAGUUAUGUGAACAUCAGGGUCAUUCUAUACUGUAGUUCAUUAUGACAAUUUGUGGCUGCAAAGAGUAAAAAUGUACUUCUGUUGAGUUAAAAAAUAUAGCUCAAUAGAGUCAAGUGAAAACGGAAUAAAUCUGUAAUUUUGUUGUCCAGAAUGAAAACGUUGUCUUGAAGAUGUCUCGCAUAGAAGCUAAAAAGCCUUCUUUGUGUACCAGUGCACCUUUAACUAAAGACAUAGUGAGUCACUCUGUGUCUGUGUUAAGUGGAAUACUAAAAUCUUGCUAUGGCCCUACAGGUAGGCUUAAACAGCUUCACAAUGGUAUGGGAGGCUAUGUUCGCACAACUUCACAAUCUUCUACCCUGCUUAGUGGCCUUUCUGCCACUCAUCCGAUAUUGAAGGUUUUGACAGCUUCUGUACAGAAUCACAUAUCACGCUUCAGUGACUGUGGCUUAUUCACAGCCAUUCUUUGCUGCAACCUGCUUGAAAAUUUACAAAGAACAAAGUUACUGCCCUAUACUAUUGUUAAAAUUAACAGACAUCUUUUGAGCUUAUGUACUGACUAUCUCAAGUCUGAGGCCUGUGCUUGCCGAAUAUUGGUGGAUUUUAAUAGUGUUGAGACUCUUCUUUGUUUGGUACGUAGUGUAUUGACAAGCAAACCUGCCUGCAUGCUUAACAAAACAGAAGCAGAUCAUAUUGGCAUACUGGUUAUAAAGGCUUUUUUGCUUACAGUGCCAAAUAAUGUAGAAACUAAUGUUGCUCUAGGAAAGUGCAUAAUUAUACCUGCGAAAAACAAGAGAGUUAUGGAUUCUACUGUGUUUCCUGGACUGCUUAUAGAAAUACCAGAACUUCACCUGGCAAGAACAUUUCCUAUUAGAAGAGUUUCUUCAAGCAAUAUUAAGAUGGCACUCUUCUGCAUUUCUCUGUCAGGAGAUCAUUCCAGUACUGGAGAAGGAACAGUGGUUGUCCAUCAUGGAGUUUCCCUAGAACUAGCCGAAUUGGAUCAAUUACUGAAUUUAGGAAAGCAGUUGGUUAAUGACGAGGUAGGCCUUGUAGUAUGCCAGAAAGUUAUCCACCCAUCCUUGAAGCAGUACCUCAAAGAGCACCAUAUCAUCGCUGUAGACAGAGUUGGACUUUCUGUAAUGGAGCCUUUGAGUCAAAUGACAGGUUCAAAGCCUAUAGCUGCCAUACAUUCUUUGUCUCCUAGUUGUUAUGGCAGUCUGAAGGAUCUGCGUACUGAGAAUUUUGUUUCAAAACGUUUCUUGCAUCUAAUUCCUAAUGAUACCCUUGUCUGCAGCUUGAUACUCUGUAACAGAAAUGAAACAGCAUGGGAUGAACUAAAGGUUGCCUGUCAAACCGCAGAACACAUCUUACAGUUAACAGUCAAGCAACCUUUGGCACUGUUAGGAGGUGGCUGUACAGAAACUCAUUUGGCCUCAUAUGUAAAAUAUGAGGUUUUUAACCUUCCCACUAGUACUUUCAAAGCUCUGGAUUGUUCUCAGACGCAAUACCAAUUGGUUGCUGAUGCUUUUUGCCAUUCGUUAGAGUCCAUAGCUUGCUGUCUGGAGCAUGAUAAUGGUGAAAUUCUUACUGAUGCAGUAUAUGGACACUUUUGGUCUAUUCCAUCAGGUUUUCCUUCUGAUGCUAGGUGGUCAGAUUUAGUUUCAAAAUGUGGUUGUGGGAUUCACAGCAACCAGCAGAAGCUCAAAUGGAUGGUUUUACGAAACCAGCAUAGCCCCUUUACUCCACAGAGCUGCUGCAAAGACCCUUGUGGAAAGUCCCCUGACCUUCGGGCAUUGGACUGUUUUGCUGCAAAAUGCAAUGGUCUGCAAGUAGCAGUGGAAACGGCCAAUCUCAUUUUGGACCUGUCAUAUAUAAUUGAAGAUCAAAAUUAGUUCAGUUUGCAUGUGUAUUACUGGGGGAAAAGCAGCAUAUUUAUUUGGACAUUUCAAGAGCAGAAUUGUACAUGACAUAUGAAGAGACUAUUAGGCAUGGUCAGAGUAUCUUCUGGUCUCCUUGCCCAGAUAGGCUUAGCCUACCCCUCUUCUCUUAUUUGAUUUUAUACAGACUCAGUCCCCACCCCAACCCUUCUCCUAAUAAUCUUCUCCAUUCAUUCCUUUCCCAAGCCAAUUCCAGUCCAACCUCACCCUAUUCCUGCAGCUCCCGGUCUCUAUUCCAGUCCAACUUUUUUAUCCAAUCUGCAUAUGAAUCAUGUGCCUUCUUGCUCUGUGUUAAUUGGCUACAAGCAUGGAAAGAAGAGUCAUUAAGAGCAUAGGAAUGACAGUUUCCCUAUUCUCUGUUCCAGUGCUUGAGAUGCAAGUUCAGGAAAAGUGCUGCUGAGCUUCUGUAGCCCUAGGUUUGAGUCUUAUGAUAGAUGGAAUCUACAUGGGCUAGUUGCAAAGUCCUAAUUAGUCUCUACAGAGCAUGUGAAGUCAUUACAUUUAUAGCCAUAUAAGUUGGCAAAAUGUAGAUAGGCUUUCUUGAAAGUAGCAAGAGAAACGGGCAUGUUUCUUGGAAACAUGUUUGACACUAACCACCCUGCCAAAUUUUAAAGCUUGUGGGGGUGCGGGGAGAACUAAAGUCUACCAGUUAAAUAGUUCUAAAAUUUUGAAUAUGGCAAACCAGUGUCUUUUUCCCUACUUUGAUUCCCAGAGGCUCUGAUGCUAAAUAAUUUUGACUAAAAUUUUCCAAUGAAGUCAGACACCAGUAGACACUUAACAUCUUGGUCUCAAAGUUUUCAUGCUAUUUGGAAAAGCACUUGAAAAUAGGAUCUUGUAAUGGGAAGUGCUAAGCACUCAUAAUAAUUGACGGCACUAUCAGUUUUGCCUCUAAUAAAUACUAAGCCUAUAACAAAUUUAAAGAACACUUCUAUAGCCACUUCAAAGCAUUUCAUCCCCUGUAAUACAACAAUGGGUUCUUGAAAAAAUGGGUUAGAAAUCAGAACUAUAUGCCAGAUACUGCUUGUGCUACAUCCGAUAUGCAGAAUGUUAUAUCAAAUGGCAAAUAUUAAAACAUCACAACUGACUGUAAUUCAGGAGUCAGUACUUUUUCUGUCAUAUGCUGGGAUUGCCCUAGAUAUCAGAUCUUUUCAAACACAGUUAAUAACAUGGUUUCUGUAGUAAAUAAUGCUUUACUUGAGUUAGUUAAUGAACAUUUACCCACAAAGAUUGCUUCUUGCUCAUACCCACUAAAAUCAUUAUUUUGUGCAGUUGGUAAGAUGAGAGAGAGGUUUGUUAUAGAAAAUGGUAUUCAUUUGUAAUGUGGAAUAAUACUUUUCUCCUUUUUACUACAUUUACUGAAUCUGAUAUAUGAGCAGGUAAACCAUCACUACAAUUAUCCACUGUAUCAUUUUCAUUUCUUGUAUAAGACACUUAAUAGUUGGAAACAUUAUUAUAUAUAUUUGUUCUACUCCUGUAGGUAAAGUUUCAAAGUUGUUUAGGAUUUAAACUAUGGAGCUUCGAUUAAUAACAGUAAUAAUAAACUGGAUGGUUAGUAUUUAUUCAUUUAUUUAGCACAGUACAGUAAAAAAAACAAAAAACAAUCACACAACAUCUUCCUGUUUUCUUAUACUGAUCACUUUGACAUUGCCACAGACCCUGGUUCUAUUUUUAUUAGCUGGGGAAGACUGUUUUGGAGUUUAGCUAGGAUAUGUUGUCUAUUUUUUAUAUAGAGUUCUACUGGCUAAUGUAGCAUUUGACUUUGAUCUGGGAAUAUUCUGCUCCCUAAACAGAAAAUUUCAGUGUAUUUUUUGCAUUAAUCCCAUUUAAAGAUCAUGAAGCUGAUAUUUCUCUUCAGGUAUGUGGGUAGGUGGAAAAGUAGAAGUUAUUUUGUGCACGUGGAAAUGGGGGACAGCACUUUCAUGUAAUAAGGUCACUGCUUAGCUAGUAUAAACUGUCUAAGUUCCAGGGGCAUUGGAUAUUUCUCACUAGGGGAGGAUUUUCUCCUAUAUUCCUUCCAAAUCUACCCUCCUUUACACACAGCAAUAUGACUGAGAGGUCAUGUUUUUAAUGUUACUCCAGCAGUAUGGCUCAGAUACUGGCCAUACACCCAAUGGAGAGGGAAAUAGCAGAGCAUGAAAAAGCCAUCUGCUGUGUGAUUGUGGUGGGAAAUUUACUACAUUAAGGAUUGCUUCUCGCAGAGCCCCAGUCUCUGCAACUCAAAGCUUUCAGCUGUGCAAUGUAUCAUCAUCUAGAAAGAGGCUGAACUGGAAAAACAACAAACAUAUAUUUUUUUUUAAUUCUCUCACCUUCUGCAGUUAUUUCUGUGAAGGGGACUCUGUUAGGGAGCAGAAAAAAAGGUACAAGAAAAUAAUACUGUGCUAUAAAUGAGCUUUGAAUUAUUCAUGUAGAUAAAUUGGGUUAUUUCUGAAAAGAAUACUGGAACCUCUGAAAAAUAUUCACCUAGCCAUUUCAAAAAAGGUUCUAUCUGGAAGCAGUACGGAGCCAAAUAACGCUGCCAAAGAUUAUCUAAAAAAAAAAAAAAAAAAAACCAAGUGUCCAGAUUUUGUUUGUGAUAAAGUACACGUUAUGCUAGCUUUCCCUUCCGAUUUUCUUUUCCAACACCACUCUUUCAAAUCGCUGUUGUGCAGUGUUGUCACGACUGGAAAUAAAUUGUCUUGAACAACUC
Gavialis gangeticus (Gharial) is the source of this 5290-nucleotide messenger RNA. RefSeq names its product McKusick-Kaufman syndrome (gene MKKS). Lineage: Eukaryota; Metazoa; Chordata; Crocodylia; Gavialidae. The coding region runs from base 841 to 2559 and encodes 572 amino acids. The record is from RefSeq and is a predicted model, not a curated record. Gene Ontology annotation, cellular component: cytoplasm; kinociliary basal body; nucleus. Gene Ontology annotation, molecular function: ATP binding. Gene Ontology annotation, biological process: protein folding; chaperone-mediated protein complex assembly; cilium assembly. The transcript has 6 exons.